UAGAUAUGAAAAGGCUAAGGCAAAAGGCAUCGAUAACUAUGACAGAGAGUUGAAAGAUGCUAUUGACAGGCUCAUUUUUGACUGUGAUAGGAAAAUUGGUAGAUUUCUCAAGCGCCUCGAGGAUGAGGAUUCAAAGGCUGCUAUUGCUAUAUCACUCACUGAAGUUACUCAGACACCAGAAGUACUAGAGCUUUCAAAGCUAAGGGGAAAUUGAAGGAAGCUGACCAAUAUGUCCAUUCUGCUUUUGGAUGCUUUCAAUAAAGACUGAGCAUCUUUGCCUCAACCAUUGCCAAACCCUCUACCUUUGGCACCAUUGCCUGUACCUGCACAUGAUCCUCGGACCCAGGAAAUGAUAAAUGAAAAGUUGAAGAAAGCUAAGGAUCUUGUUGAGAAAGGGAUCAUAGAUGAGGUACAAAAAGUUUUAGAAGAGGCUGAAGCACUAAAAAAGCUUCCUGCCAGACAGGAGCCUGUUCUGGAUUCCUCAAAAUACACAUUGCUGAUGUUCGCAUUACCGAUCAAAAGCUACAGGUUUGUGACAUUUGUGGAGCAUUUUUGCAUGUUUAUGAGAGGCUUUUGGGCCCAGUUUUACGAGGAUAACUUUUGCAGCUACAUAAUUGAUCGACGUUUACAGAUCAUUUUGGAGCAAACUUCAUUUAGGUUAUAUGGAAAUCCGUGAUAUAGCAGAGCUUCAGGUAAGAUCAUUUAUAUGCUAUGGUGGCUUUGCUUUACAAAUUACAUUGGGGUAGGAAGUUCCUGCUGUCCAAGAUUUUGGUUUUACAGAUUGCCUGAACUUUUUUCCACAUGCUAUGCACAUUCAGCUUUUCUUUUCUUUUUCCCCUUUUUUUUAAUAAAAUUAAUCAGACCUUUAUUUACUUCCUUUGCCUAUUGGAUUCUAGUGUAACAGCAAAUUAAAUGCUUUUGUGCUUCGUAGGUAUCUCUAUUCUUAUAUUGAUCUUUUCCGGUUGUCCUUAAGUUUGUAUUGUGAAUAUAUUGGUUCAGGUGCUGGUAUAAUGUUUCACAUUCUUCUAUAAAGAUUCUCAGUUAGUAUCAUCUGUGAGUUUUCCUGACCUCAGAGAAGAAUAUUAUGCCCCAUUUUCUAAUUUCUUUUAAAUGUUUGUAGAUGCUGGACUUUAAAAUUCUGCAUUUUCUACCUUGUCUCUGCAUAUUCGGUUUAAAAUGCAUUAGUUAUGAAAUGUCUUGGUUCUCAACCAACUUUGAUAGCUCAUUUUUUUUUGCUGAAAGUGGGAAAGAAAAUGUAAAAUAUGAAAUCUAAUAAGACAGAAAAAGUAGAAAAAAUGAUUUUGUUCUGGGCAUUUUAAGAAUAGAGGGAAAAAAGGGGCUCUUAAUAUCUGAUGAUAAACCUAAUGGAUGGAAGGCCUGGUUUGGUCAAGUUAAGCUGCCUAUUGAUUAUGC
This is a messenger RNA of Rubroshorea leprosula, 1413 nucleotides long. NCBI's taxonomy places the organism in Eukaryota, Viridiplantae, Streptophyta, Magnoliopsida, Malvales, Dipterocarpaceae. The record is from the annotation of a GenBank genome assembly.